CAUGUUUCAUUACGACGUUCAUGGUGGUUUAUAGUUGAACUAGUAGCCAGAGCGGCUAGAGUUGUUUAAAGUGGAAAAAUUGUUUAUUUCAUAUUAGAGUAAAUAUGGAGACAAUUUUGGAGCAACAACGUCGUUAUCACGAAGAGCGGGAGCGUUUAAUGGACGCAAUGGUUAAAGAAAUGCUUCAUAAAAAGCCUGGACAUCGUGAAAACAUCAAUUCAGAGCAUCGUCUGAAAAUGUUACUUGAUCAAUUUACAGACAGUACAGUGCAUCUUCAAGAUCUUUAUGAAGACAAAGAUGGGCAGAGAAAGGAAGAGGUACAAGCACUUUCUGGUCCGAAUGAGUUCUCUGAAUUCUAUUCACGCUUGAAGUCUAUAAAGGAAUUUUAUAGACGACAUCCUAACGAGAUAAGUGUACCAAUGUCAGUGGAGUUCGAGGAGUUAGCCAAAAUGCGUGAGAAUCCAACAGACGAUCUAGCUAAUCUUGUUGAGUUUACAGAUGAAGAAGGAUAUGGAAAAUAUCUUGAUCUUCAUGGAUGCUAUGAAAAAUAUAUUAAUCUCAAAGGGAUUGAAAAAAUUGAUUAUAUUACAUAUUUAUCAACGUUUGAUCAUUUAUUUGACAUUCCUAGAGAGCGCAAAAAUGCAGAUUAUCGUGCUUACAUAGAAUUACUGCUGGACUACUUGACAGAUUAUUUGACCAGAGUUAGACCUUUGCAUGAUUUAAAUUCAGAAAUUGAAGAGGCUGUUAAAGAUUUUGAAGUACAGUGGGAAACUAAUUCAUUUCCUGGAUGGCCAAAGGAAACAGGGAGUGCUUUGACUAAUGUUGGAGCUCAUCUUGAAUUGUCAGCAUUUUCUUCCUGGGAGGAGCUAGCAUCUCUUGGAUUAGAUAGAUUAAAGUCUGCAUUGAUGGCACUUGGCUUAAAAUGUGGUGGUACACUUGAAGAACGUGCACAAAGACUCUUCAGUACAAAGGGUGAAGCUUCACUCGAUCCAAACUUAUUAGCAAAAAAUAAACACAGAAACUUCGGCAAAGGUAAAGAUACUGAAAAACAAAAAGAGAUAGCAAUGCUUGAAGCACAAGUAUACAGACUUGCUGAACUUGUAUCCACACAACGUGUGGCAACGAAAGAAAAUGUACAGAGGAAACAGGCACGAACAGAAGGUGAGCGUGGAGACUCUGAUGCUGAAGCUAGUGCAAGUGAAUCUGAAGAAGAAGAUGAUAACGAAGUUCCAUAUAAUCCAAAAAAUUUACCACUUGGUUGGGAUGGUAAACCCAUUCCCUAUUGGUUGUAUAAGCUGCAUGGACUGAACAUUAGUUACAAUUGUGAAAUCUGUGGAAACUUUACAUAUAAAGGACCAAAGGCCUUUCAAAGACACUUUGCAGAAUGGCGACACGCACACGGUAUGCGUUGUUUAGGCAUUCCGAAUACAGCACAUUUUGCUAAUGUUACACAAAUCGAAGAUGCUCUUGCUUUGUGGGAGAAAUUAAAAGCACAAAAACAAGCGGAACGCUGGCAACCUGAACAAGAAGAAGAAUUUGAGGAUUCACUUGGUAAUGUUGUAAAUCGAAAGACCUACGAGGAUCUAAAACGACAAGGACUUCUUUAAAAUAAUCUUCCUUAAUAUAUAUAUAUCGGUAAUUCAUAUCUCUAGAAAAGACAAAAAGAAAAUAUUUUGCCUAAACAGAUAUUAAUUUCUAAUGUUCACGUCCAUCUUAAUGUUAUCUUAGUAAGAAUCUUGUAAAACCAUCAUUACAACCUAAUAACAAUAUAAAAGCAAUAAUAAAAUUCAAAGAAGGAGAAAA
Cephus cinctus (wheat stem sawfly) is the source of this 1803-nucleotide messenger RNA. RefSeq names its product splicing factor 3A subunit 3 (gene noi). Gene Ontology annotation, cellular component: spliceosomal complex; nucleus. Bases 105 to 1607 code for a protein of 500 amino acids. The transcript is spliced from 2 exons. Lineage: Eukaryota; Metazoa; Arthropoda; Insecta; Hymenoptera; Cephidae. Gene Ontology annotation, biological process: mRNA splicing, via spliceosome. Gene Ontology annotation, molecular function: zinc ion binding; RNA binding. The record is from RefSeq and is a predicted model, not a curated record.